AUAAAAAUCUAUUGAAUCGCAAAGAUGUUCGCUUCGCGUAGUUAUCUGUUGAUCUCGAUACUCGCUGUUGCAUCUGGUGCACCCAAAAUACGGAUCAAAUCGAGCAUACCAACUUGGUAUUUACCGUGUGGCGAGAUCCUAGAAAUCGACGAGAGCAACGAAGAAGCUAGCACGGAUGUGGACGUAAAACUUUACGUACAGAGGCUUAAGAUUCAGCACAAUUUGACUCUGAGCAACUAUUUACUUCAAGACUACGACUACCUGUACGAGAAGGUACGGAUCGGUGUUAACGAGCAUCAAUAUAUCCCGAACUGGGUUCCUGGCAAGAAAGAUGCGAACGCGAUGAAAAGGCGGAUCAAGUCCGCUUUAAGCCCACAAACGAUCGUGAACCAUUUUCCAAAGCUACACGAGGACCUUCAGAAGUUUGCGGUAGCCUUCGAGGAAUUGGUGGAAGACGAGACGAAUCCGAAAAUUUACAAUGCUCUUCAAACAACGCAGAUCGCCAUAAAGAGUUUGCUGUGCGAAGUAGAAAUCACUAUCAUGGAUCUGCCAUAUCUUCGGAUUCCAUCGCGAGUGGAAAGGAGUAUCAUGAGCAACGUGGAAAGAGAGCCCGUGGACGAAACUAGAAGACUUGUUCGUGACUGGGGUAUACUUCUCAAAUACAGAGAUUACCUUCAUGCCUGGAAGCGCAUUUUUGAUUAUUGACCAGCGCCAGAAGAAACGUUCGAUAAUAUUAUACGGUAUUCGAAUCCUAUCGGAAAAAAUAUCGAGUAUUACGUUUGUGACGAUACAGUAUUGAGGAAAAUAAUACGAUGAUUGCAACAAAAUUGAUCGAGAAAUAUACGACACUUAUCGAGUGCGAUCAAUGAAGAGAAACCAAAUCGUGUCACAAUAUAUGCAUGACUGGACACCAAUGAAUACAAUUGUGAUAACAGAAAUUAGAGAUCGUUGCGAAACGACUCAAAUGACAUCGCAUUACUUAAUUUAUUUAUUCGCGAAUUUAUUUAUUACGAUCACACAUUGUGCAUUAGCGUUAAUAUU
This is a messenger RNA of Apis florea (little honeybee), 1041 nucleotides long. RefSeq lists its product as uncharacterized. The record is from RefSeq and is a predicted model, not a curated record. NCBI's taxonomy places the organism in Eukaryota, Metazoa, Arthropoda, Insecta, Hymenoptera, Apidae.